Molecule: messenger RNA, 2654 nt
Organism: Cottoperca gobio
Lineage: Eukaryota; Metazoa; Chordata; Actinopteri; Perciformes; Bovichtidae
Gene: s1pr3a
Product: sphingosine-1-phosphate receptor 3a
Exons: 2
Coding region: 419-1612 (397 amino acids)
Biological process (GO): G protein-coupled receptor signaling pathway
Cellular component (GO): membrane
Molecular function (GO): sphingosine-1-phosphate receptor activity
Source: RefSeq, a predicted model, not a curated record
GGGUGAGAGCGGGCCAGUCAGCGGGAGUCACAGUGUGGAGGACAGGACGACACAUGAACCAGAACGCAACGCAAAGUGGAUGUUUGGAGGCAAAUCCGUCCGUGAUUAGAAGCUUUUAUACGCACGAGGACAAAAUAUGGACUUUUGACUUUCACGUCGAACAUCAUCCAGUUUUUGGCAAUCGCGUAUUUUGCACGCGCACAUCGUUACGCAGGAUUGAAACAUACCUUCCAUAUCGUUUGCAAAUCUCGAAGCACCACCGGGAUGUUUAGAUGAGACUAGUAACUCCAACAGGUCUUUCAGGAGGCUAAGAUGCCAGUUUUAACCUUGCCUGGUUGAGCAUCGCCUCCCUCUGCUGUGUCCAGUGCUGUAGCGCCCCCUGCUGUUUCACCGAGGAAGGUCAGGGAGGCCAGGCAGUAUGAAGAACAUAUUAGAGGAUGGGAUGAACCUUGUUAUAGUCAGCCACUACAACCACUCAGGGAAGUGGGAUCGGUCUCGCAAUGACGGGCCCUGUAAGAUGGCCGUGCUGCUCUUCAUCUGUGCGAUGAUUGUUGUGGAAAACGUCACGGUCCUGCUCGCUCUCUGGAGGAACAAGCGCUUCCACAGCCGCAUGUACUUCCUCAUUGGAAACCUGGCACUGUCAGACCUGCUGGCUGGUAUUACCUACGUGGUCAACAACUUUACCUCGGGACGUAACACCUACUUCCUGACACCAGUGCAGUGGCUGGCCAGAGAAGGGAGCAUGUUUGUGGCCCUCAGUGCGUCCACGUUCAGCCUCCUGGCCAUUGGGAUUGAGAGGCACAUGACUAUGGUGCGUUUGCGUCCCUGCGAGACAGCAGGUCGGGGGAGACUUCUCGGACUGCUGGCGGCCUGCUGGCUUGUGUCAGUGCUGCUCAGCGCCCUGCCCAGCCUGGGCUGGAACUGCCUGAACAAUAUGGCCUCCUGCUCCACAGUGCUGCCGCUCUAUGCUAAGAGUUAUGUGGCCUUCUGCAUCAGCGUGUUCAGCGCCCUGUUGGUGGCCAUCAUCAUCCUCUACAUCAGGAUAUACCGCCUGGUGACCUCUAGCGGCCGCAGGGUGAGCAGCCGGCCGUCAGAGCGCUCUCUGGCCCUGCUGCGGACAGUGGUUAUUGUUCUUGGAGUGUUUGUCAUGUGCUGGACCCCCCUCUUCCUCCUGCUGCUGCUGGAUGUUGGCUGUAGCCCAGUUAAGUGCCCAGUGCUCUUCCAGGUGGAUUGGUUUAUAGCCCUGGCUGUGCUCAACUCUGCCCUCAACCCUCUGAUAUACACUCUGUCCAGCAGGGAGAUGAGGGCGGCUUUCUUCAGGCUGCUGUGCUGCUGUCAGACAAGCAUGGAGCACACUGGGACUCCUGUGGUCGGCAACCCAAACCUGGGCACAGUCAUCCCCACAGCGGAGUACAGCAAGACCAGCGGAGGAGGGGGCAGUGGGCCUGGCAAGUCCACGCUGAAUAGAGGGAAGGUUCCCACGCCUAUGAACUCUGACAACAAGAAUGGAGAUCCCUCAGCCACCGCUCUGCCCCAUCCCUCUGGACCUGCAGACCUGCUCUCAGCUGUGCUCGUGAAGGCGGGGGCGCUGCCGCCCCUCAGCAAGUUCUGAGUGGAAGCACCUUAAUGAGGCAUGACAGUCCCACAGAAGUAGACUUAGAACUGACAUAGUCCUGCUAUCAGCCACUUUUUGUUUAUGCACUAUGGAUAUGAAGUAAUGAUAUUCAGUUGGAACCACAUGAAUGUGGAUCAGAGUACAAUCAACAUUAUUUAAAGCCACUAUUUACAACAACUCAAAAAUAUUAUUCACACCAGAGUUACUAAUAUUUGUCUUGCACAAUGAUUAACAUGUCACAUUUCAAAUCUAUGAAAUACAAUAGGACAGGAUCUUAACUCAUGUCUGUGAAACUAAACGUGUUAACGCUUCAAACAACAGCAGCAUAAUUAACUUUAUUAGUGUUUGUCAAUGUGUUUAUUUUAUUGUGUCAUUAUAAGCAGAAAAGAUCAAAUUAGGGCACUCUUUUCUUUUGCAUGUGCCAUAUGCAAGUACUCUUAAAACACCUGCAUUUUCCAUCACAACUUGACUUGGUAAACUAUUUAUUUUCUGUGAAAACAUUUGCCAUUUUAACACUAUUGGUAUACUUGUUUGGUAUAUUUUGUGUGCAUAAAACCCUUCAUGGUACGAGGACUUAAUUAUUAAUUUUGUUAUGAUUUGAGAUGCACUGUGAGAGAAAACAAUAGCUAAAGUGUGACUAGCGGCCGCAUGAGGCUGUGAUACUCAUUACACACCAGAAUUCAACAUUUUGCUUUUAUUUUGGAGUCUCACCACUAGUGGGCAACAGCGUUAGGAUUGUCCCGACGGUGGUUGCUACAGAAAAGCAAUUUACUCAAAAUCAACUCUAUAUUUCUAGAACUGACUCAUAUUUCAUUAGACUAAGACUCUGAAUUAGCGUGGCUAAUAACUCCACACAUGUUUGCUUCUCAUCUGCACAUCUAGAAACCACUCGCACGUCAACUAACCACUAGUGAAUAAGUGUUGGAUGUGAAUUAUUUAAUGAUGGUAGACUGUAAGUGACAUUUCUGCCUAGGGUGGUGUAGUGCCUGAUACCAUUAUAUAGCAAGUAAAAAUAAAAUCCUAUUCCCUUUUAGGAGAU